ACCCCGAGGCACCAAACUUGAGAGGUCCAAGAAGCCUUACCUCAACCACCGGAUGUUCCCUGUCACAACCUCGAACCAGGGGAUUGGAUCUGAGUAAAGGUCUAUCAACGGAAAAACGCACUUCAACCCAGAUGGAAAGAACCUUUCCAGGUACUUCUGACCACUAAUUCUGCUGUUCGUUGCCAAGGUCACCAAACGUGGACUCACGCCUCGCACUGCAAGAAGGUAUCACCUCCAUUGGACCCUGAAGCAGCUGUAUUCCAACCAAGGUUGGGACCUUUCCCUGAGGCCAAGGACAAAGACCCUCAGGACCUCACUCAGGCAAGUGAGGAGCAUCAGGGUGCAAGUGCUAGUAACCUCUCCCCUGAACCCAACACCUCAGCCCAGCCGGAUUCAUCAGUUGAAGAACGAAGAUAUCAUCUUCGGCCUCGAAGAAAGUGAAUGCUCCCAUUCGGAAGAUCACCACCUCGAUCAAGACCAAGAGCCGACAUUAUCAGUCCUUUAGGUAACUUGAGCCCAGAGGACGAAGAAAGACUUUGGCUGCCAUCCUGGGUUUGGCUGGUAGUGUUCUUUUUCUUACUGGUGCUGAUUAUGUUUGUUGUUAAGAUUCUUUGUCCCUUCUGUAUCUAAAAAUGGCAUUGAUAUCCUUAUAUAUCACACUUGGGUAUCUCAGUAUCACCCAAGGGGGGUGGGAGAAAAAUUUGUAUUUGCAGAUCUCCCGUACGGUGGCUCAAGCUGGAAAUAAAAGUGACUGCUGGAUAUGCUCUCACAGCCCAGCACACCUACACCAAGGAAUCCCAAUGAUCGGAGUACCAAUAUUCCUCCAGCAAUGGGGAACAAUAAACGGCAGCUUCGUUAGACACUACUCGUUAGCUGCCCAUCGGUCCGCUCCUAAAGAAUGGAGGGCCGCCCCUGCUAACUGGAUAAUCUCCCCAAGAGUAGAGGCACCUUUCUGUUACAGAUCCAACAACACCGGAGGUUAUAAUAAAGCCACACCUGUAGGACACUACCCUCAUUGCCUAACUACUCUAGAUUAUAGCCCUAGUAGCACCAGUGGAAUCCUGUUGGGUAACGUACCCUCUCUCAAUUGUACAGGAUUCAUGGUCUACAACUUUUCUAAGGAACCUCAUGUUGCUCUCAUCGCAAACAGAUCGGAAUUUUACAUUGACUCCAAUUUUACUUCUUGUAAUAUAUCUCGGUUCAGCAGGAUAGCAGCUGAACAUGGUCCGUCCUAUAUGAUGCAUAUCAAUCGAAAGUGCCGGAUAUGGCACAACACCUGUCGAGAUUUGAGUACCCUUUCUGCCCCAGGCAUUUACUGGCUCUGCGGAAACAGGGCUCAUAAAAUCUUGCCCUGGAAUUGGGUGGGGGCAUGCACUCUUGGACGUGUUAUCCCUGGUUUCGAAAUGCAUAGUGCAAUAUAUCUGGAACAAGUAAAAAAUUUCAACCAUCACAUGAAAAGGGCGGUUAACCCCUUAGCUACCAGAAACACAGGGUUCCAUCGAUUUGUGAGAACCUUCAUACCGUGGCUUGGAGUAAGAGAAUUGGAACUAGCCAUAAUUAACAUUUCAGCCACAAUGGAAGCUAUGGGAAAUGCCACUGCGGAUGCAAUUCAGGCUCUGCAAAAAGAGAUCUCCCAGAUCUCAUAAGUAACUAUACAACACCGCAUAGCCCUAGAUUACCUAUUGGUAUCCCAGGGAGGAGUAUGUGCCUUAGUAAACUUCACUUGUUGUGUCUAUGUCAAUCAGGACAUGCGACUCGAAACUGACAUUCGCAAAAUCCGAAAUCAGUUAAGGGUCUUACAUCAAGUGGCCUCAGAAAUAGUCUCAAAAGGGGGGGGGCUGUGGAAUCAGAAAAAAUAUAUGCCUUAAACUUUGAUUAUUUUAGCUAUAAGAUGACAUAACCGCUUUGUGGAGAAUUGCUGGCUCUGUAAAGUAGAACAGAUAAGGGCAAAUGUUUGUUCUUUGUAACUCCUCUGCAACUGCUUCGCUCACCGCGGCCUUGCAGGUAGCAAAAAGUAUGUACAAAGUAGAUUUCCAGGUGCAAGAAGGAGGUUUGUGAACUAACCUCGCCUCCCCCAUUAGUUCCCAUCUUGAUUACAGCAAAGAAAUAAUGAAGUAAUAUUAUAGCUGCUUUUCAUGCUAAUUUCACUAUAUGAUCACGUGAGUUGUAAGCGACUGUUAAAAAGUAUAUAAGCCUCCUGAUUUUGCUCUUGGGGGGGGACCCCUUCCAAGUGCUUGGGAAAUCCAUGUCACUUUGGAACUCCCCCUACAGCUGUAGUUUCUUUUGAAUAAAAGCUUCUGC
Molecule: messenger RNA, 2301 nt
Organism: Alligator mississippiensis (American alligator)
Lineage: Eukaryota; Metazoa; Chordata; Crocodylia; Alligatoridae
Exons: 2
Coding region: 633-1646 (337 amino acids)
Source: RefSeq, a predicted model, not a curated record